AUGCCUCUGGUAAUGUGUGUUGUUGGUAAACCAUCUCAAGAUAAGUUGACAAAUAUGUAAGGGUUAAAUUUUGAACGGGUCAAUGAAAUUUUGUUCUUAGUUUUGGAAACAGAUUCAGAAUCAAGAAAUCAAAAGUUUUCGUCUACUACAUAAUAAGGAAAAGGAGUUAAAGGCUAAGAAAGCAAAAACUGAAGAGACUCACGGUGUUUUUUCUGAUGUCAAAAGACUCGCUCGACUGAGUUGACUUCAAAAAGUACUCUAUCGCUACUUUAUCUUGCUAAUAAGUGGUAGUAGUAAUGCAUUAAUUUAUUCUAUAGGCGAAGAGCAGAACUGGUUAUAUAAGAAAACACCCUGCACGAUAUACUAGCAGCUGGUAUUAAGAUUUUCUUACCGAGCUUGAAUAGAGUACUCCUUCCUCUAGACUGGCAUUCUAAUUUUCCUCGAAUCGAUUUGCUUUUAAUGACGCGAUUUGAUAAUGACGUCUCUUUUACGUCGGCACCGCUAAACAACUAGGUCUUUUAGCCCCUUACUUUAAUUUUCUUCCUUCUAAAUAAUAUCCUCAAGAAUUCUAGAUUGCUUGCUGAAAUGUAUUUGAUCCAGGUUAAAAAUCAUAUAAAAGUAAGCUUACACGAAGCAGUCAACUGUGAAUAAACGGAAACUAGUGCAUUUAAAUAAGUCGGAGACAAGUAGGUCGACACCGACCCUUAGAAAUAUUUCGUGGCUACUCGAAGGAGCAAUUAAUUAGAUAAUUAUUAGUAUAAUUGCGCAGACAUCAUUCUCUUUGAUAAGAACAUCUUUUUCCUCUAAUAUAGCUUGUUCCAGGCUCCAAGACAAGAAGUGUUAAUAAACUGUGAAACUGAUGCGGAAAACGCGAGGGGGCUGGGGUGAGAGAAAGCUGUUGCUUCGUGACGUCCCAGCUAUCCGAGGACCUCUAACUCUAUGAAUUAAAACACCAAGUGUCAUUUAUUUAUCUAUCUACUUAAUUACAAUACUUAGUCAUUUAUUCCUAGUGGAUGGAAUUCUAUACAUACGUCGAACAUGGAUCGCGUGUGGAUCUCUUAAAGUGCUUUGGUGAUCAAAAAUGCUAGAAUAGGCCAUUUGUACCAUGAUAUCUUCUUACUACUUAGACCAGAAUUCAUUUCGUUUUUACUUCCAUAUAUAAAUAUUUUUAUCCCAGUGAGGCUUAAAGCAAGCAAAACCCUGAUGACGGAUUUUGGUAGUAGAAGUAAAAUGAUGCCAUUGUACAAAUGGCCCAAUUUGAGGGAGGGGGAGGGGGAGCGAGGAAGGAGGGUAGGGCUGGCGACCUUAACUGAGGAGAGAGCGCUUAUUUUAAGCCUGGCAAGUAUUUCAUUCAACAGAAUUUCGACCUCAAUAAGACACAUAAGGGAUUGCUUGUGUCUCUCAUAAUAUGAUACGUUAUUUAUCACCUUAUAUUUCGCAGCAAACAUUGGAACUCUUGACAGUUUUUCCAUUGUCUUAGGUUUCAAAUAUUUCUCCUAUCAGAUGACUCCAAAAUUCAAAAUGGCCACUGUGUUAUUGUGAAAACGGGACAGUGCCCAUUUUGUACGAACAAUGCGUCUGAUUUUAUCCGUCUGCUCAUGUGUCUUUGAUUUUGACGACAAGAAUCCGUCUCUGGUGAGUAAAAACGGACACUUCACUCAGCGAUAUUUUUCCAAGAGCUCAAAGACUAAUUAAGCCUAUAAGAGAUACAUUUCUACUCUAAAUUAUACUUAUGUGGUUAAUUAGGAAUAAAACGUGCACACAAGCACGUUUUAUGUGACGAUUUUUACUUGUGACAAUUGUAUUUGCUCUUGUAAAUGAGAUCAUGUGCACAAUUUUAUGUGGCACGUUAGUUGUACAGGUCAAGAAACAAGUGCUGCCCAACUGAGGCUGUAUGAACGAGUUGUCAUACACAUGUGAAAAGCUGAUCGUGUACUGCUCAUGACUCGCUGAACGACUGACGGUUGAUAAAUUCUUUGAAACACAUUGUAGGUUUCAGGUCUGUUUCUAUGAGUACAGUGUGCCUCAAUCAUCAUUGACAUUGACAUGCAAAUUUAUCUAUGGCUUUUUUCAACUUUGGCCAAUAUUUGCACACCUGAUAAACUGGAGGUUAUUCCUCUUUUUCCUUCUUUUUAGAUACACUCUGUUUAUUAGUACUCAUCUUAUGUAACAUCAAAUGAAAAGUAAAAGGGGACUCCUCUUCUUUGGUUUCGAAUCAAAAACGUUUUAUCACUACCUUUACUAAAACUAUCGAAAACUCGUACUUUACGCAUGCAACAGUCACAAUAAUACAAUUCAUGCAGCCUUUUCGUCAAGCUAUCAAAUGCAGAACUCGACUUGGACAAAAGAGGAUUUUUUUUGGCAGUGGUGUGGUGCUUCUAUGAAACGACUUCCGGAGAGCCUUUAAGGAAUAAAGUCUCAGACGUUAUUGAAAAUCUUUCUCAAGAGAUGUUUACUUGGUCUAUGGUGAAUACCGUCAUCUCUCCACUCCCCAGGCCGGACACCUUUAGAACCGACACUAAGUUUCCGUCUUAGAUAGAUGUCCGUCUUAGAGAGACAAAUAAAGGGACAGGCAGUGACCAAUUCUAGGUGUCCGUUUUACAGAGGUGUCCGUUUUACAGAGGUGUCCGUCUUAAAGUAGUGUCCGUUAAGAAAGAAUCGACUGUAUUAUAUAAUUUUAUUUCUUCCUUUCAUUAUAACACGUAUAUUUUUGUUACUAACUGUCCUUUCACUUGUAAUUGUUAUAGGCAUUUUCCAGGUUUAUCUUUGUUGUAAGUCCUUUCCAGUAAGUUGAAAUCUGAAAGUCCCUCGAGGAGAUCUCCUUAAUGGUAAUGUGUUAAUUGAUUUCUAUAUUACGCCAAUAAUAUUCUAAGACGUUUUACAAAAGUAGAGAGUAGAAACUGAAAGUUGUUACAACGACCGUAAAUUGUCUAAAUGUAAGAAAAUAUCUAGAUAAUAACUAAACAUUCGUUUAGAAAGUAACUGAUUUUUUUAAACCUACUUAACAAAAAAAGUUAAAUCAAGUAUAUUCUAUAUUUCAGUGAGUAAACGUUUCAUCGUUUAGGGGCCCUACAUUGACGAGGAAAGGCGUCUCUCCUUAAAAAAGUGUGUACAUAGUUGUAUAAACACUCAGUAAUAAGGCUCUCAAUCACUUUUGUUCAUUAAGAUUUAUUCAUUCAUUUAUUUAGCUGCUAACAAUUUCAUCAAUAUUUCGUUUAUCAGCGAAACAGUUCUGAGUCCAUUAAUACUUUUAACGUCUCUCACGGUCACAAUCUAUAUCCACCUGCGAGCAAUUACCACACUUUUUCGAAGAUCAUAGGUGGUGUUCCAAUUGUGGUCUUUCUUCUGGUUACCUGUCGGUUUCAAUUUGUUAAAAGCGAUUUUGGUCAGGAGAUCGGGAGGCCAUUAGAUGAGCUAUCAGACAUUGGAAAACGUAAGUAAAAGAAAUGUUGAACGGAAAUCCGCCAAGAGGUGGCUGGAGGACAUUCGGCUCAACUUUCCAAGCAUACAGUGUAUCUGUAAUUGUGUGAAAGUGAAAUAUUUUGAAGCCAGGAAGAUCAUAGUUUGACAAAACAGCUGACAUUUCACGACGUCACCGCAGGUUUCCCCGCGAAACAAAGUUUGAGAAACGAGCGCACAAAUUCCAUACGGAUGAGGCGACACUAGACUUUCAGCUAGGAAAUCCGAACAGAUAAAAAAUGUUUAGGGGAUAAAAAUAUGCCUAUAUCUACCGUUUAAAUACUAAAAUACGUUAACAACGCUAUUAUGUUUAAGUGGUUUUGAGCUAUAUUCUCGUUGGGUGCCCCUGGUAGUGACACGUAAUCAGUAUGGAAUUACCGCGCUCGUUUCUCAAACGUCAUUUUGCGGGGAAACCAGUGUUGGCAUGGCAAAAUAACGGCUGUUUUCUCACGCCAGGAGGAUCAUUCUUGCUUUUGAAUUUUUUUCCCGUUCUUGGUCGAGAAAAGUACAAACUCACAAAAAUAAAAUAUAAAAACUUUUACAUAGCGACGCAAAUUACAUGAACAUUUCUAUAUAUGCUACAACGGGAGGUCACUAUGAAUACCGUAAAAGCUAUUUAAAAUUGUCCAUCAGAAAACUGAAAUAUGGAAGUGAAAUGGAAGAGCGUUGGACCAAGCGAGAUCGGGAUGAAGAUUUUCAUUGUGGACUGGAAUGUACAUGAGGCGGCUCUCUAGUCUAAGACGUGAAAGCAAAUAGAAUGGCACGAUGAAAGUUCAUUUUCAUUAAGAAGUCAUUGGUAAUAUACAUUAAGGCUGCUGUUUCCAUGCCAUUCCAUUUUUUUUCGGGUGGGGGGUGGGGGUGUGGUAACAAGAUCGCAGAAGCGAAUCAUAUUUCUUUAUAGCAGCGUCUGAAGGCGACACUCUAGUCUAAGAUAUGAAAGCAAAUAGGACAACACGAAGAGAGUCCAUUUUCAUCUAGAUGCUGUUUCCAUGCCAUCUCAUUUUCUUUUUUCCUGUACGUCUCUAAUAGCAUAGCGACCUCCUUCGACCACGCCUUUAAGACUUAGAAGUUAAUUGCCGUCCCACGACGUCCAAUCAUUACUAACAGCACUAGCUAUAUUAAUUUUCCAAUGGUGCAGCAAGGGAGCGUCUGUUAAGUAGUUAUUUUCGUGUUGUUUCUUCUAGACACAUCAAGCACAAGAUCGCAGAAUGUAGAUUCCAAGAAAUGCAAUAACAAAUGCAGUCCAAUAGCAUUAAAUGAAUUCGAUUUUUUACGACGUUUUGAAGCUUAAAAAAGCGAGUUAAUUCAAAAAGUGUUUUGGUCAGCACUGCUAUGUGGGUUAUACUGAAACGUUUUUUUUAAAUCCGGUUUUAAGCUCUCCCUGGAUAUAAGCCCCUCGUUUAUAAGCCCCGGUAAAACCCCUUACCAAGUUGUAUAAGCCCAUGUAUUAAAAGCGGAAGUUUACGGUAUGAUAUUCCGGCUGCGGUCCUGAAAAGGACUGUUUUUGACAGUGACUUUGCAUACGGUAUGGGAGGGAGGAGGGAGUCCACGGUAUCACAGAAGUAGUUUGAUUUGGACCAUAUUAUGCCCAAUUUGGGCGCCCAGCGCCGACAAUUUCGGCACUCCUUGCUUCGUCAAAACGAGUCAACCAAGGGAUAUGAACAAAGAGGCAGCGUGGCUGAGAGGUUUGAGCGCUGAAUUUGUAUUCCGGAUUCCCGGAGUUCAAGUCCACACUUAACCUUAGCUGGAUUUGUUUACGGUAGUCCCGAGUUCAAAAUUAAACCCUCCGCCAUGCUUGUAAAAUAGCCAACUGGUUUACUUCCUAUCAGUUGGGAUUCUUAACCAUCUCACAUUCCGUUUGAAGUAUUUGUUCAUUAUCCCAUUGAAAAGCUCUAUAAGGGAAGAUGAUGACCAUCUCCUGUGUCCCUGAUUAAGCUUGCAAAAGCAAGAACAUUACAAAACGGAGCGUCCCCCUAUGUUAACGUAAUGCUUAUUUUUAAUGUCAACGACCUUUAUUUAAUUUCACGAAAACGUUAAAUAAAUCAAGACAAAAAGAGCCUAAAACAUUGCUAAUAUACUACUAGCGUUGUCCCGUUUUAGUUUCAUCCGCCGCGUUUAAUAACCGGGAAUAAGAAUUUAUGCAAAUGAAUCAAGUGUUCUACGUGAAGGAAGAACUUUCAAUAGAUUUCCAGGGGAAUUUUUUCAAUUGACCUCAAGUUUGAAGAAAUGACCAAAAAGUAUCGAAGAAAACAUCUUUCUCUCAAAGCUCGCUUUGUUUAGAUCCAUUUCUACGCGAUAACAAAACGUUUUUUUUUUUCUGUCACUUUAUAUGGUUUUAGAUACUUUAUUGCAUAUUAUUUGCACAGCGAUCGAAAAAAAUAUAUUAUAAUAAGCGUUAGAGCUAGGUAACGCGAUAAAGAUAAAGGCUGUUAUGCAUGUUCAACCUUUGGCCUCAUGGGCUAUUGACUCACAGUCCAUUCGGGCUCGAGGAAUCAUUGUCUUAGUAAAAUCCAACUAGUUGGUAAAAAAUAUCGAGACAAAACAACAUAAGCUAGCAAAACGCGAUUCAGCCGCUAUUGUUUUGGUUUUCAAAGGGGGCGCUUUUCGCUAGUAGUGGGCUAUAACAUAUAGUCUAGUAGUAACUCAACCAAUUAGAACGCAGCAUUGAUAAUAUACCACUAGUUGGAUUUUACUAAACAAUGUUAUCUUUUUCUCCCGAGAAAAAUGGUUGGUGCAUUUAGAUAGCUAUAAAAGGUUUAAUUUAUAUAGGCUUACAGCUCAGUGACAUAAUAUUGGCUUUUGCACAUCAACUGGUAAAUGCAAGUAACGGUAGUAUAGUUCAAGCAAUUGAAAUUAUGCUUUAAGUUAUGUCCUGACAUGUUUGGGAUGCAAUAUUCUAUCACUUUGUGACUUUUACUGUUGUUACGUUUUAAUUUGUGAAAAUGUAGCAUGUCCAUACAACCAAUACAACGAUGGCUCUUCAAGUUACUGCAAGGCUUGCCCUGCAAACUCAGGACAUAGUAUUAUUGGAAGCACUAGUGUGUCUGAUUGUACGUGUUUCAAAGGAUAUGCUGGGUCUCCACAGCAUGGUCUCUCAUGUACAGGUGAGAAUUUUGUCAACACGCACCAUUUUUUUGUCCCACUAUUUUCAGUAUAUAAAAGUGAUAAGAAAUUCUGAAAUGCUUAAAAUAUUUGAUUAAGAAUUUUUGUCCAGUAGAAGAUGACUUACGAAUAGAUUUAUCAUUGCAUCCUAACCAAAUGUAUAUAUUCACAACUGACAGUUUUGUUUAGAAACUACCCAUUCACGGUAUCAUAACAUAUAAAGAAAGGAAAAUCUGCUUUCAUCUGCUUGUUCGAGGCUUAAAUUCUGAAAGACAUUUUAAGUUGUUAACACACCUCCUCUUUUAAACAAUUAUAUUUCUUGAGGUCAAAAUCUCUGAAUUAAUCAAGAUGAAAGUUGGAUUAGUUGUUGAGUUGACUAGUGGAAAGAUAAUUUUUUUAAUCGGGUUAGCUAAAUGAAUAAAAGAUGGGGCUAAGCUAGCGAAGUCGGAUUUUGAUGUUAGUGAGAGUUCAGUUCAUAAGAGUAGACCAAUGUGAAAUAAUGACGUCAUUCUUCUGUUUUUGUCUCAUAUAGUUAGGUCAUGUGAAAAGUUGGCGCCCCCACAAAACGGCGCUUUUGUUGGUACCUGCAACUCUGUAUAUGAGUCAGUAUGUCGAAUCGAAUGCAAUGAAGGCUAUGAAUUAUUGGGCAGCGAAGAGAGGAAGUGCAUUGUGAGCGAAUAUGGUUUGAUGGACUGGUCAGGAAUUGCCUCCCAAUGCGUCGGUGAGAAAAUUAGACUGCGACUCAUAUUUAAUAAUCAUCGCGACCAUCACAAUACUUUUUUAAGGGUACUGACGCUUUCAAGUAUAUAUAUUCCUUAAAUAUAUUCUCGCAGCACAGGCUAAAAUAAGGGCGAUUUUCGUAUGACCUCAAAAUGAAAACGCUCGAACAAAACAGAAACAAUAAACAAGCGGAAAAAUCAAUCGAUAUUUCGCUUUGACGUCAUACUGCAACGCGAUUGGCCAAUCAAACAAUCCCAUUUCCAUAUUAGGGUUUUCUUUGGCGGGAAAACGGAGAGUCCAUGUUUUGAUCUUUUCAUCCAUUAGCUGAUAAAACAAAUGACGAACACUUACCGAAACCAUUCUUCAAGGUCAUACGAAAAUCGCUCUAAUAACAAAGAACUAUUUGUUAUUGAUCGCAAUGGAUGAGUUAGGCUGGGAGGUAAUUAUAACAGAUAAGAUCAAUUUGUAUUCAUUGCGCUACCUUGUCCUUAUGUUAUGACGCCGACUUGUUUCAUUUUGCAUUCAGAAUUAGGUAAUUUUUUAAACUAAAUUCAUGGAACUAGAUUUUUUGAAAAAAGAAAAAUGUUGGUGCUUAGGACCGCUCAUUUUCAACCUUCAGACUCUUUUAAGCCUGUUAAAGGAUUCCGGCUUCAAAAGACACCUUUUCAAGAUGUGAAAUAAGGAAAUUGUAAACCCUGAAAAGCGGCGCAUAGCCGAAUAGGCCAAAUAAGAGAGUGUCUACCCCCGGGAUAGAAGUAUGGUAUAUGGUUUUUUAAAAAUAAAUAACUGCUAAAUAUGAGCCUUCGCUUUUUCGAUGAUGUCGAAUGUCAAGUAAAAACCGAUGUAUUUUGAAACAAUUUUUUGUUGUAAACGUCAUAAAUGUAGCCUCCUACGCAGGCGUUUUCAGGGGGAGUUCGUGGGGAGGGAUGAAAGACGAACUCCCUUAAAAACGCCUGUGUGGGAGGCUAUCAAUCAAUCAACUUUAUUUAAACACGGUAAAUGGCUCAGCAAGCUGGUUUUCAGACAUGCCGUGUGAUAAUUACAAUUUAUAAAAAUUAAGACUAGUGAUUAACUAACAAUACAAUAUAACAGCAAGAAAUGAGUAUUAAAGAAAUAAGAUAAAAACAUAAAUACAGAGACUCCUGCCUCGUUCCCAGUGUCGCUCGCCUGUUGUUUCUCGCUGCUUCCCACUUAGCCUUGGGAAGCCUGUGGAGAUGACAGCAGAGACUCAAUAUCUUAAUAUUUUUUUUAGCCAUUAGAUGUCCUUUCCUGUUCGUACCAAACGCCUUCCCACCUACGUGCUCAAGUUUUCUCCCAUCACCCGGAACUUAUUGCUCCUUCCGAUGCAAAGAUGGGUUCUAUAUGAAAGGCUCCGAGGUGCGCGUCUGUCAGCAGGACAAGUCGUGGACUGGGAGUCAAACAACUUGUGAACAGAAAGGUUUUUACACAAAUCACAGAGCUCGAAAAAAGUCUCUUCCGGUAGUCCGCGACUAG
Porites evermanni is the source of this 8775-nucleotide messenger RNA. Lineage: Eukaryota; Metazoa; Cnidaria; Anthozoa; Scleractinia; Poritidae. The record is from the annotation of a GenBank genome assembly.